Molecule: messenger RNA, 1113 nt
Organism: Perkinsus marinus ATCC 50983
Lineage: Eukaryota; Perkinsozoa; Perkinsida; Perkinsidae
Exons: 1
Coding region: 1-1113 (370 amino acids)
Molecular function (GO): zinc ion binding
Source: RefSeq, a predicted model, not a curated record
AUGUUGGCUACAGAUGCAACAUACAAGCUGAACUACCACUCGUUCCCAGUGCUCACUUUGGCUAUGCUCGAUUAUAAGAAUCACUGCUUCCCCAUAGCUUUGGCCCUGUGCGGCAAUGAGAGGGAGGAUGACUUCGCAGAGCUCUUCAGAUCCAUGAAUAUAGGGGCACGGAAGAUGGGUUUGGCAAUGCAUGCACCUACGUUCAUCAUGGCUGAUGGAGCCAUGGCAAUCACCAAUGCAGCAAACCUCAUCUUCCCGGGCGUGAAGCGUUGCAUGUGCUGGUUCCAUGUGCGUAAGAAUGUCGAGAGUAAAAUGGAUAGUCUGAAGAUCGACGCGAGAUUACGAUGGCAUCUUCUACGGGAUCUAUCAUACGUUCAGCUCGCUGUCACAUACGAGGCCUUUCAAGGCAUGUUCUCCUUAUUCAUGGAGGAGUAUCGACCGAGUGCACCUGAUGUCGUUGAUUACAUAAAGGAAAGUUGGAUUGAUCAUCCAUGGCAUAGCUGUUGGUACGAGGGAUAUGCCCCCCGCUUACCCUCGACCAACAAUGGACUUGAGUCUAUGAAUAACCAGCUCAAGAUAGCGGUGCAUCGCGAGAAGUUACCUCUCGGAGCCUUCUUCGGUGUGGUGACUGGCAAGGUUGUACGUGACUACAGUGAAGCAAUAGGCAAAGAUGCGACUGACCCUGGAAGAGUCUUUCAAUCGGCGGAUGACAUCAAGGUUACUAAGAAGCUCUUCAGGGAAGCUUACGAGUGGCAGAAGUCGGCUCCUUUCCAUCAAGUUACUGCUCCAUCAAUUUCAGGGAGGUUACUCUUCAUGCUAUCCCGAGGAGCCGAUGCAUCGUAUCUGAAUACUCGCAAUAUCAACAAAUUCAUGUGCACUCUUGUUGGAUCCUACCGCCAUCCCUGUUUCACUUCUGUUGUAGCACUCUUCAGUAAACUAUUCCUGGUGAUGAUCCCGGCUAAUGCUACUAACUGGCGUGACGUACAGUGCUCCUGUGGUGAAUACCUAAAGAAGAAAAUAUGCAUACAUGUGCUAGCGGCGGGUAUACGGUGCAAUAUUCUCAAUGAAGAUGACAAGAAAUUGUUACCUAUUCAAAGAAAACGUCGCAACUAA